Lolium perenne is the source of this 3629-nucleotide messenger RNA. RefSeq lists its product as uncharacterized. Gene Ontology annotation, molecular function: ATP binding; protein binding; protein kinase activity. Gene Ontology annotation, biological process: protein phosphorylation. NCBI's taxonomy places the organism in Eukaryota, Viridiplantae, Streptophyta, Magnoliopsida, Poales, Poaceae. The record is from RefSeq and is a predicted model, not a curated record.
AGAAAACGUCGUGAGCUUCACACCUCCGAUUCCGACCUCUCCCACGUCUGGCGAUCGAGACGGUCUAAUGCCCGCGCGCCAUGGUUGCAGCUUAUGUUUGCUGCAGAUUGUACAGUGGAGGGUUUAGAGAUGAAGCGCCAUGAAGCGACAACGUCGUCCCGGCGGCGCGUGCUUCUUCUCUUCUUCCUGCUCCUGUCGUCGUCGCAGCUGCCGCGCGGCGCGAGAGCGGCGCCGGGCGAAGCGGAGGCGCUCGUGGACUGGAAGGAUAGCCUGAAGCUGCCGUGGGCGGGCGCCCUCGCCACCUGGGACAGGAAGGCCGCCGCCAACUCAACGGUCGCGGCGUGCUGGUGGCAAAGCGUGUCGUGCGACGCCUUCGGCCGCGUCAUCGGCGUCGACGUUGCCGGGUCCGGCCUCGCCGGCACGCUCGACGCGCUCGACCUCUCGUCGCUGCCCAGCCUCGCCAGCCUCAACCUCAGCUACAACUCGCUGACAGGGUCGUUCCCGUCGUCAAACUUGCCGCUGCUCAGCAUCACAUCAGUUGAUUUCUCCAACAACAACCUAUCAGGCCCGAUCCCGGCGGCGCUGCCCUCGUACAUGCCCAACCUCGAGCUCCUGAACGUUUCUUCCAACCAGCUCACCGGCGAUAUACCGCCGUCCCUCGCGAACCUGACGAAACUGCAGAGCCUUGUUCUCGGCAAGAACCUUCUCUCCGGCGGCAUACCGCCGGCGCUCGGCUCCAUCUCGGGGUUACGCGUGCUCGAGCUGCACAGCAACCCGCUGGGCGGCGCCAUCCCCGCGUCUCUCGGCAACCUCCUGUCGCUGGAGCGCAUCAAUGUCAGCAUGGCGUUGCUGGAGUCCACCAUUCCGAGCGAGCUCAGCCGCUGCACCAACCUCACCGACAUUAGCCUCGCGAUCAACAAGCUCUCCGGGGAGCUGCCGGUGUCGUGGGCCAAGCUGACCAAAGUACGAGAAUUCAACGUCUCCAAGAACAUGCUCACCGGGGAGAUCAUGCCGGACUACUUCACGGCGUGGACCGGUCUCGCGGUGUUCCAGGCCGACAACAACCGCUUCACCGGCGGGAUCCCCACGGAGGUCGGCAUGGCGUCGGGGCUGGAGUUGCUCUCCUUUGCGACCAACAACCUCUCCGGCGCCAUCCCGGCCAUCAUCGGAAGCCUGACCAACCUCGUGCUGCUGGACCUCGCCGAAAACGAGUUCUCCGGCACCAUCCCGCGCACCUUGGGCAACCUCACGAGAUUAAAGAUUCUUCGGCUGUACAACAACAAACUCACCGGCCGGUUGCCGGACGAGUUCGGGAACAUGACGGCGCUGCAUAAGCUGUCCGUGAGCACCAACAUGUUGGAGGGCGAGCUGCCGGCCGGGCUUUUCCGGUUGCCGGACCUCAUCUACAUCAUCGCCUUCGAAAAUUUCUUCUCCGGCAUCAUCCCGCCGAUUUCCAGCAGCCAGCUGACCGUCAUCAGUAUGGCAGACAACAACUUCUCCGGAGAACUUCCACCUGGGUUGUGCUUGAGCGCCGACAGGCUCCAGUUCCUUGGCCUGGACAGGAACCAGUUCGCCGGCACCGUGCCUGCUUGCUACCGCAACCUCACAAAGCUGGUACGCAUCAGGUUGGCACAUAACCGGCUUGCCGGCGACGUGUCGGACAUCUUCGGGUCACAUCCCAACCUGUACUACAUCGACCUGUCCGGGAAUUCGUUUGAUGGCAAGCUCACAGAGCAAUGGGCUCAGCAGUUAAAGAACCUCCGGUAUCUGAACCUGGACGGCAACAAGAUCACCGGGACAGUUCCUCCCGGUUUCGGCAACAUGGCUGCACUCAACGAUCUGAGCCUCGCAUCCAAUCUUCUCGCCGGCGCGAUCCCGCCGGAGCUCGGCCAGUUACCAUUGCUCAGUGUGAACUUGCGUCACAAUAAGUUGUCAGGACCGAUUCCUCCAGCAUUGGGGAACGUCAGCGGGAUGCUGCAGCUGGACCUAUCCGGGAAUGAGCUCGAGGGCGGCGUGCCGGUGGAGCUGACCGAAUUGAAGCGCAUUUGGUACCUGAACCUGAGCAGCAACAACCUGACAGGAGAGGUGCCGGCUCUGCUUGGCAAGAUGAACUCGCUGACCGACUUGGAUCUCAGUGGCAACCCGGGCCUGUGCGGCGGCAUCGCCGCACUGAAACCUUGCGGCUCGGAUGGUUCCGCCGGCGCCGGAGUUGGCCCACGGCGAUACAGCAAGAGACUGAUCCUUGCCAUCGCUCUGUCUGUUGGUGCGGCGCUGCUCAUCUCUAUGGCCGCGGCUGCUUUCCUACUGGUGGUCCGCAAGAAGAGGAAGAGGCGAACCGGCGUCCACCAUGACACAGGCGGAGCAGAGACAACGACGGCGAGCGGCAGCGGGACUAACGUGCCUCUGCUGCAGACGUCCAUAUGGAGCAGGGAGGUGGAGUUCUCCUUCGAAGACAUCGUGGCCGCGACGGAGCACUUCAACGAGGCCCACUGCAUCGGCAAGGGGAGCUUCGGGAGAGUGUACCGCGCGGAGGUCCCCAGCGGCCACUCCCUCGCCGUGAAAAGGCUGGACGUGUCGGAGACGGGGGACAUUAGCGAGAAGAGCUUCGAGAACGAGGUGAGGGCCCUGACGCGCGUCCGGCACCGGAACAUUGUCAAGCUCCACGGCUUCUCUACCACGGACGGGUUCAUGUACCUGGUCUACGAGCGCGUCGAGAGGGGCAGCCUCGGCAAGGUGCUGUACGGCGGCGGCGACGAGAGGUUCGACUGGCCGGCGAGGAUGCGCGCCAUCAGGGGCCUCGCGCACGCGCUGGCCUACCUGCACCACGACUGCUCGCCGCCCAUGAUCCACCGCGACGUCUCCGUCAACAACGUCUUGCUCGACGCCGACUACGAGACGCGGCUGUCGGACUUCGGCACGGCGAGGUUCCUCAGCCCCGAUCGCUCCAACUGCACCACCGUCGCCGGCUCCUACGGCUACAUGGCACCAGAGCUCGCGUACCUGAGGGUGACGACCAAAUGCGACGUGUACAGUUUCGGCGUGAUCGCGAUGGAGAUCCUGACGGGGAAGUUCCCAGGCGGGCUUAUCAGCUCGCUCUACAGCCUGGACGAGACGCAGGCCGGCGUCGGCAAGUCGUCGGCGCUCCUGCUGCUCAGGGACUUGCUGGACCACAGGCUGCAGGCCCCCGACGGGGAGCUCGCGGCGCAGGUGGUGUUCGCCUUCGUCGUGGCCCUGUCCUGCGUCCGCACCAACCCCGACGCCCGCCCCACCAUGCGCAUCGUCGCGCAGGAGCUCGACACUCGCCAGAGGUCAGCCUUAGACAGGCCGCUCGGGGCGAUCAUGAUCGGCGAUCUCCUUGGUUCACGGGUAUGAAUGUAACACGUACGUGUUGCUGGUGAGUAGCAGUUGUACGGUACAGGUUUGAAGGUGGUAUAUGUUGAUUCAUUGGAUUUUUUUUCUUUGUGUGUACAUCGGCGCGACAUACGUGAUCUGUUCCAUGAUUCAUUUCUGUACUAAAUGUGCAGUUUGUAGGUGAUGUAAACAAACAAGAAAGGUUAUGUUUUUCCUGUUUGUCAACUCUCAAGCAACUGAAAUUCUCUGCAAUCUCAGUCUAUUUUCCAAGCUGAAGU